Molecule: messenger RNA, 1112 nt
Organism: Uranotaenia lowii
Lineage: Eukaryota; Metazoa; Arthropoda; Insecta; Diptera; Culicidae
Product: GTP cyclohydrolase 1-like
Exons: 1
Source: RefSeq, a predicted model, not a curated record
UGUUUAGCUGUUUUUCAGCAACGAGUGUUACAGAAUUAAUAAUUUUGACGAUCGUGUCCUAGAAAUUGCUUGUGUGAGCUCAACCGUACCUCAACUCAACCGGCGUCACACCGGUUGGCGUUAAUUUAUAGCAACCGGCUUAUGGCUCGGACCUUCGUUUUAAGUGAUCCUGUUUCAAUCGCAAUGUUUCAUUUUUAAUAAAACGAUUAAAAUGUAGCUACAUUUUGAUCCCUCUCUCACUUACUUAUUCACUCAAAUACCUCCGAUCGUUUUUGGAUCAGAGAGUCUCGUGGUUCGGUGGUUUUUCCACAACUCAAGUCAACGACAAACGAAUCGAUCAUUAAGUCUCCCGCUCACUCAACUCAACUUCGACUUUCAACAACCGAUCAUUUGAAUUCUCAAAACGACAAGCAACAACAAUUCCUUGGCUCCACCAUGAUCAGUCGGUUUAGUACACUUGUAGCCACGAACUGAUCCUCUCGCUAAAAGGUGAACAGCACUCGAUCGGUCGAUCGAUUAAUCAGUCACUAAUAAGCGCGCAUUUUUCAACUAUCAAGUUUAGGUUUCCGUUUUGUGUUUUUUUUUUUUGGUGUCCAUUGUCCAGUUGUUUUAUGAAAAAUUCCUAAAGUGAUAGUGAAAACAAUAAGUGUCAAGCAUUAUCAUGAGUUUCAGUCGUUACGAAAUCUCCGACAACGCCGAUGAGCUGAAUCAGGAGAUCGACGACACGAACUUCCCUCGGAGCAGUUCGCUGAGCAAUGGCAACGGGUCGUUGGUGAGCCUGAACAAUAGCGUGUACAGUGGAUCCGGGGGCACGACGGCUUUUGCGGCCCGGCGUCGUUCCAGCAGCCUGCGGAAAACCGAAUCCGAAACGCUCGACGACGAACUGGCGGCUGCCGUCGUUGCCGGGGCCGAUCAGGCCGAAUCGACGAAUGGCGGUGCAGUCACUAGCAAUGGAGUCGGCAACGGCAGCACCACAAGGCCGGAACUCAAUCGUGCUCAGUCGAUCCGAACGACCAGCUUCUCGUCAGGUGAGGUUUUUGAGAGCGGAAAUGCCACCCAUGGUGGGGGGGACAAUACCGUGCCGAGUACUCCGCGAACCACCCUGGCUCCAG